Emericellopsis atlantica is the source of this 4063-nucleotide messenger RNA. RefSeq lists its product as uncharacterized. The record is from RefSeq and is a predicted model, not a curated record. The coding region runs from base 169 to 3879 and encodes 1236 amino acids. The transcript is spliced from 3 exons. NCBI's taxonomy places the organism in Eukaryota, Fungi, Ascomycota, Sordariomycetes, Hypocreales, Bionectriaceae.
CACCGCGCCGAACUGUCGCUGGCUCAGGACGCUCUAUCACGUCUUUUUCUGUGCGCAGGCCGGCCUAGCGCACCCGUCUUUUCCCCUGCUCUCAGACAAAAUCACAUACACCUACGCUUUCCGUACGCCCUCUUGAGCGUCUCCUUCACAUGAUUGUCUUCACCCAUCAUGCCUUCAGAGAAUUUUGAUUCUCCCGUGCCUGACGCCUCGCCUGCACCAGCCACUCGCGGUCGCGGCAGGGGACGUGGGCGCGGUCGAGGGCGUGGCAACGGCAGGGGCGCUUCCAACAACGCUGCCGCGUCCAAGUACACUUCAAAUCGAGGUGGUCGAGGAGGUGCUCGUCGCGGAAGGGCAAAGACCUUUUCGGAGCCUCGUGUGCAAGUGUCUUAUGAGCGCACACGCGACCUCAAAACGACGUACAACACCGUGGCGUCCGUCUUAAAGCCCAUCUUGCAGGAACUUGCUGAGCGCGGCAUUGAUCUACUCACAAGCAAUCCCAAUGCUUACAAAAAGUUCCCCGAGUACAAUGAGGUGAUGCAAGGGUUGCGAGAGCGCCUCGCCUUUCGCAACCGCUGCACUGAGAAGCGUCUUGAGUGGGAUCUGAAGCUGGCCAAGCAGACGCGGGAGGCGGAAGAAAAGAUCAUCCACCAACAGUUCGAGAAGCAGGCUGAAGACUUGCUCGAACAAUAUCUCGAUGGCCAGGCGAACCGCCUCCGUAUUCUGAGAGCGCUUCACGCCAAAGACCUCCCGGUUGACAUCCGCGACGACCAGUAUGAGUAUAAAGCCAUCACAGAUGAGUAUCUUGAUGAGGAAUUUGGCCCAUGGGAAGAAUAUCUCGACGGUCGCCUUGUGCCUUACCCGGCUGGCGUUGUAGGCACAAAGUCUUGGCAACGCUCGCAGGAGCAGAAGAAUGUCGAGGCGGCCCCAGCCCCAUCCCACGCCUCUCUACUGGCUACUAACAAUGUCACCUCCGCGCCUACCUCUGCGCCUACACCUCCUCCGGGCGCAAGGGGUCGCGGUCGAGGUCGUGGUGCUGGCGCUGGUGUUGCUGCUGGUACCAAGCGCAAGCCGCAGGGCGAGCCAGACGGCCAACCAACACCCAAACGGUCGACCAGGAACACCACUGACGAUUUGCAAACCUCGCAAGCACAUAUCCCCGCCAAGGGGCUGCUAGCUUCCGCUGCCUCUGUUGACAUUGACCCGGAGGGAACCCCAAUGGAGGAGGAUUCGCCACGCGCUACACCUGAGCCAGGCAGUUUCUUCUCUAACCCGCAGGCCAAGAACACCGACAGACUACCGGCUCGCGCGAGGAGCCCAACAUUACCCAAAGCGACUGGCGAGCCAGACGAAUAUGGCAUCAGAGUAUACAACCAAAAGGCAUCCUAUAGGGACAAGAUCCUUAAUAGUCGCAUCUUCGUGCCCCGGCCGUUCGAGUUCCAGGAUCACGAGAUUGGCUUUCGUGACAGUUCAAAUGACUCAACCAAGGGUCACACUGUCGCAAAGCGUGGCAAAUAUCUGAACACGCCCAACAGCAACGGCUUACACAUUGACUUUUGGUGCAACGGCUACGAUUACUCGCAGUUGACCCCCGCGGAUUUCGACCAGGACCUGGUCAAGAAGUAUGGGGUGCACCCGCUGUACGGCAUCCCGCUCCCGCAAAAGGGCAACGAAGACAAGAAAUUGCCUCGCAACGAGCAAGAGGCUCAAAAACCAUAUGUAAUGCCUGGGAAGCCAAUCGUCUUCCUGGCCAACCCCUCGGGCAGGGAGUCCCACGCUUCGCGGGCGUACCAGUCGACAGUCAACACGCGGCGCAUCCAAGACGGUCCGUGGCGCCGAAAAAUGGCCGCCAGCUUGCGCCGUUUCUGCCACUUGGAGGAGGUCGACGAGGAGGAGAUCUCUGUCGCAGAGUACCUGCCCACAGACGCCGAGUACAAGAAACGCUCGUUGGGCACCGCCCAGCGUGACCUCUCGGCUCGACCUACCCCUGCUGACCUUCGCCAACCCAAGGACGAGGUGGAAGACGAGCAGAAGGCUAGCGUGCUUAGUGAGCGCUUCGCCCAAGAGCGACCAGAUCUCAGCAUCUUCAUCGAUGCGGCCAGCCACAUUGCGGCCGACGAAGAGCAGAAAGCCUCCGCUGCGAGACAGCCAGCCAAGGCCAGAAAAUACGACGCCAUCCGCAACAUCUUCGUAUCUGGCAAGGCAGAUGAGAGCUCGGCGGCACCCCCGGCGCCCAGUUCCUCUGGCAGUCACGACAACGCACGGCUGAACGAGACGGCACAGAUCAUGCUAGAGAUGGCAGGGCUGGCGAGCCAGAAGGCUGCGGCGUCUUCAAGCAUGGGCCCCCCUGCAGAUCGUACAGCUGUGACUCCAGCCUCGAACUCGACCUCAAUGGCUUCUGGGCGCACGCCCGUUAUGGAAAGCCAGAAGCCUGUGGCCCCUGAGCGUGGAGCCAGCUACUUGCCGCCCUCCAACAUUCGCGGCUACGGAGAACCAUCCCAGAGUAAACCUCCUGCGCCUGUUGAGCGCGAGUCCAUCUUCCUGCCGUACGCCUCAAGCCGCAAUUACAUGGACUCGAGAACAAGUUCAGAGUCGCGAAAGCCUACCGAGCAAAGCCCAGUGCAGCCGCGGUAUCACACUCCACGACUACACUCGGAGCAACCUGCUUCCAACUCACCAUUUACCCAACCUCCCCGCCAGGCUCACCAACGCUCUCCCUACCAAAGCGAGCUACAGGACUAUCCCUCACGGGGCUCAUACGAACGCUCCCAGCCUUAUUCUGCCCAGCCCAAUGCAGGUGCGACGCAAGAAUACCGACCGAUGCAUCCGUAUGGGCAAAUGGCGGAGAGUGCAAACUAUUCAGCUCGUUCGAGCGGUUCCUAUCAAUACAAGCUUCCUGGCGAGUCGAGGGAGCCACCUUCUUCCCGUCCAUUUGAUCACAUAUUCGGAGACCGUCGUGCGAGCGCCUUCGGAUCCGACCAUCCAGCAUAUCAACGUCCUUACUGGGCCCAGCAACCUCCUCCUGGACCUGGUGGCCCUGGUCCCGUAUCUGGAUCAGCCUUACCACCACACCCUCCUCCACCAUCCUCUGCCGCUGCGCCGCCUGCACAAAGCCAGACACCUACCCCUGGCGGCGGACAGCCUUUUUCUGCCCCUCCUCCGCCUUCGUCCAGGGUUCCAUUCUCUCACCAAGCGAGCGCAGAACCGCUGCCACCAUUGAGGCCGCCCCGUGGUCGCAACCAGUCUGCGGGCGAGGAGAGCCUGAUGGAGGGCUCACUACGACCGUCUCCCCAGAGCAUCUUUAGCAGCUUCAGCAACUACGGGCAGCCAGAACGGCAUCGGUCGGUGGCAAGCGGCUACGGCGCACCAGCUCAUGACUCUCACCACGCGUACCCAGCGAGGCCAACCGAGCGUACAAUGUCAGGGCAGCCACUCCUGUCGAGCAUGAUGGGCUCCCCCUCCCAGGGCUAUGCACGUCCGAGCGGCUCACCGGUGUUCAGCAGCGACAUGCCAAUGAACGGGUCGCAGAUGGGCCACAACCCGCACGAGCAAACCGCGCGAGACGGUAUCUUCCGUCAUCGAUCCACGUCCUCGGGAGGACCGCCCCCCAAUUUUGGUGGCAAUCCGACGCUCGAUCCGAAAUAUCGCAAGCUGCAGCCCGCCCCGUUGCCGCCGCAUCGUAGCUGGCCCAGCAAGCCGGAGCUCAAGACGAUACCAUACGACCACAAGGAUUCGUCUGGUGGCUCGGCUCCCGCCCUGCCUAGCUCGGGCCCCACGCAAAUCCGGGGCUGGAACGUCAACCAGCACCGUCGUCGAGUGCGGGGGGACAACAAGGGGGAUCCCAAGGAUGCAGGCAUGCCCGAGAGGGAAGACUCCCGCUAGAGGAAGGGCGGUUCCUCCACUCGAGGCAAGAAAGAAGCCAAGACCGAAGCGCCUCGACAGCUCAAUCCUCAGAACCGGGAGGUUAUUGUCAUCAACAGCUCCCCUGAGGUGGACGUUCAGCCAAGGCACGAUACUAUACGAAGCGAGGCUGGGGACGAGGAGAUCGUCAAGGGUGCAGUCUAUA